ACCAAACCGUCUCCUAAAUGAAGGCGAAUGUUGGCUUUGAUAUUUAUUCAUGGGGAGGGAGAACAUUUUCUUCACCUAACGUCCUCAACACCCUCAUAUCCGGACAAAACUUUCUACACGUGACUUUCACACUCACUUUUCGACAAGGAAAAUUUUCCCCAGCCUUUAACUCCCUGUUAAUUUCUCCCUUCUUUCUCCCGACUUUUCUUUCCUCAGCACUUUGGGAAGCGAGGGAAGAAUUUUUCCUGAGGAUGGUUUACACCGACCCCACUUAACCGGCAGCUGGAGAGAGAUCAACCCCUGGCAAAGAAUAAGAAGGAAAGACUUAAAAAAAAAAAAAAAGUUUGACAGCGAUUUCCACUUAAACUUCCUAAACCGGUGCCAGUCCCGGAAGGGCCCCCCCUCCGAAUCCCGGCGUGGGGUGGGCGGGCAUCUCCGGCCUGACUCUCGCUCCUCCACCCACCUCCCUAUUGCUAACACACGCACACACCACGAUCCCGCCCGCGAAACAUCUGGAUGGGGACUCGCGUCCCCACACAUGGACAACUGCAGCCAUGGCUGGCUCCUGGGGAGCAAGUGCGGAAGUGCGCGCGGGAGCCGGGGCGCAGCGCUAGGUCUCUCCAGCAUCCUUCCUUCCAGCUGCUCCUGUCACCAGCCCCUGGCUCCGCCCCUCGGAGCCCGCCCCUUGCCUCUCAGCCAAUAGCAGCCCCCGACUGCUCUCCACCGCCCCAAACCCUUUCCACACCCCCACGUUCCGUGAGCCGGUUGGCUGUCGAACCCACAGCGGAGCGGCUGGAUUUGCAUGGUGCUCCGUGUUUCUGGUAGGUGGAGCGACCCGUCGCUCCCGGUGGCCGGGCCCGCCCACUCUGCCUGGGUCCCCGGCUCUCUUCCUGCGCAGUUCUACUUCGCAGCCUCCGCGGGGAAGCGCCGGGGCUGCAGUCAAGGCUCGGUUCGCAGGACCGCGGGGAGGCAGCCCCGGCGAGCGGCCGUGAGGCGCGCACCGUUUGCAGGGGCCCGGGCGCGGGAGUGCGGCGCUCUGCUGUCCCCGAGCGCGGCGUCGCAGCCCCCGACCAGCAGUUGCCGCCACCCGACUUGCGUUCCAGUUGCGGCUCCUCCGGGCAGCAUGUCAAAAGCCGCCGCCGCUACAGCUGCCGCCGCCACCCGGGGAAGAGCGGCAGCCUCAGCAGCAGCAGCGGCGGCCGCGGGCGCGCGGGGGCAAUAAGACGAACCACUCGGCGUCCGGGGUACUCUCUCCGCGCUCACGGCUCCGGCGGGACCCGCGCCAUGUGCUGAGCCAUGCCUCUCGCCGCGCCCGCGGGCAGCGCAUGGGGCAGCGCCUGAGCGGCAGCCGAUCCUGCCUCGAUGUCCCCGGCCGGCUUCUGCCGCAGCCGCCGCCGCCCCCGCCACCGGUGAGAAGGAAGCUCGCGCUGCUCUUCGCCAUGCUCUGCAUCUGGCUCUACAUGUUCCUGUACUCGUGCUCCGGCUCGUGCGCCGCCGCGCCCGGGCUGCUGCUGCUGGGCGCGGGGUCCCGCGCCGCCCACGCCCCGCCGGCCCCGGCCUCAGGUCGCGACGUACCUCCCUCGGGGCUGCCGUUCCCGGCGGCGCCAGCCACAGGCGCCGCGAGCCACGAGGAGCAGAGUCCCGAGGCGCCGGACUCCCCCAGCCCCAUCUCUAGCUUCUUCAGCGGGUCCGGCAGCAAGCAGCUGCCGCAGGCCAUCAUCAUCGGCGUGAAGAAGGGCGGCACGCGGGCGCUGCUCGAGUUCCUGCGCGUGCACCCCGACGUGCGCGCCGUGGGCGCCGAGCCCCACUUCUUCGACCGCAGCUACGACAAGGGCCUCGCCUGGUACCGAAGCACCUGGCUUGGGCAGGGGAAGUCACCACAGGCAGAUUCGCACAGUCUCUUAGGCGGCCGCCCUCCACCUGACACGUUCCUUCUGAUUGACUCAACAACGCAGAAUAAAGAACGAAGUCGCCCUGGAAAGGCUGGCGGCGCGCCUGCAGCGGGGAGCGCAGCCCGGGAGCUUCGGGCGGGCGGGACCGGCGCCCGGGGCCGCUCGCAGCGCGGCCCGCGGGGCGGCUGGGCUUGGGGGGCGCUGGGGCUUGGCCGGGCCGCGGGGAGCGGGAAGUGCAUCCUCCUCCCGAGCCGCCUCCCUACCCUGAUGAUCCGGACUGUCUGGGCCCGUCUGGGCCCGGAGGCCCAGGGCCCGCGGCUGUGA
This is a messenger RNA of Physeter macrocephalus (sperm whale), 2216 nucleotides long. Its product is annotated as heparan sulfate glucosamine 3-O-sulfotransferase 3B1. Gene Ontology annotation, molecular function: [heparan sulfate]-glucosamine 3-sulfotransferase activity. NCBI's taxonomy places the organism in Eukaryota, Metazoa, Chordata, Mammalia, Artiodactyla, Physeteridae. The record is from RefSeq and is a predicted model, not a curated record.